Messenger RNA from Lethenteron reissneri (Far Eastern brook lamprey), 2714 nucleotides. RefSeq names its product neuronal pentraxin-1-like. Lineage: Eukaryota; Metazoa; Chordata; Hyperoartia; Petromyzontiformes; Petromyzontidae. The record is from RefSeq and is a predicted model, not a curated record.
GAGGAGAGACAGCGCAGAGAGAGAGAGGGGGAAAGAGCUACACGGGGAGAGAAGGAAUCCACUGGGAUAUAUACACAUACGGGGAGAGGUACAGAGAGAGAGAGAGAGACGAAGACACCGACAGACACGAGAAGCGAGAGCGAGGAGGAGACAGACGGGGAGAGAGGUAUUAACAUCGGGAAAUCAAAACACGUGGAGAUAGAUAAACACGCAGAGAGAGGGAGACGGGGGAAGAGACAUAUAACCAGAGAUAAUAGGAGUGGGGUCGUUGCGAUUGCAUAGACCAGCGCACAUCAGGAGCGUACGCAAAAUCAUCAUCAGCAGCAGCAGCAAGAACAGUAGCAGUGGUAGCAUCACAUGCAGUAACGGCAAAAAUCAUCAUCAUCAGCAGCAACGGCAGCAGCAGCAACUAGAGCAACGAAAAAAAAUCAUCAACGGCAGCAGCAAGUGGAACGCGAGACUCGCAGACACAAUCAAUCAACGGCCACGCGGUUCAUCAUGUCUUCUCUGAUGAUCUCCCUCCAUCUCAUGCUGCUGCUACUGCUGCUACUCGUCACGUCAAUCAGCUCGCAGCAACAGCAGCAUCAACAGCAGCAACAACAGCAGCAGCAGCACGACCUCGGCCACUCGCGUUUCGUGUGCACCGCCAUCCCCGCCGACGUGGACGCGGCGUGCCCGCUGCCCGCGUUGUCGGGACUCUCGUCGGGCGCGAGCGACGAGGCGCGCACAGGGGUCCUGGAGCUUCGCGAGACGGUGCUGCGCCAGAAAGAGACCAUUCUCGAGCAACGGGAGAGCAUCAGGGACCUCACCACCAAACUCCAGCGAUGUGAAGGCACGGACACGCUCGCUUCCUCGUCGUCGUCGUCCAAGCACAUGCACGCGCGCCUCCCCGGAGCGAAACAGGCGCCGGGCAAGUGGCGAGACACGAUGGCGACCUGCCCCGUACCCGGGGAGGUGAUCGAGCAGCUGGGCAGGACGGUGCAGUCGCUCAAGGAUCGGUUGGAGAGUCUGGAGCAGAAGCACCGCGCUAACUCAACGCGCCCGCAGGGCUCCACUGGCGGUGUCGGUGCCGGCGGCGGCGGCGGCGGCGUUGGUGGUAGCGCCCACUCGCUGCGGGAGUUCCUGCACGAACGUCUGGGCGACGUGGGGAAACAUCUGCACGGCGAGGGAGGAGCAGCAGGAGGAGGAGACGGGGAGGGCGGAGGUCAUCACAACGAUAGCGACGGGCACCCUCACCACCACCAGCAGCAGCAGCAGCAGAGGAUACGGCCAGAGUCCACUCUCACCUCCGUGCAUCGCCUGCCGAAUUUGGACAAAAUCGGGCCCCCCCCAAUCCACCACGCGCCCGACGACUUCAAGGUGAUGUUCCCGGCGCGCACCAACUACAUGUUUGUGCGCGCCAAGCGCUCGCUGCCCGAGCUGCAUGCGUUCACCAUCUGCCUGUGGCUGCGAUCGGGGGGCCCCAGCUCUGGGACCCCCUUCUCCUACGCCGUGGACGACCAGCCCAACGAGCUGGCGCUCAUGGAGUGGGGAAACAACCCCAUGGAGCUCAUCAUCAACGACAAGAUCGCGCGGCUGCCCGUCAGCGUGAGCGACGGCCGCUGGCACCACCUGUGCGUCACGUGGAGCACUCGCGACGGCGUCUGGAAGGCGUUCCAGAACGGCGCCUACCGCGGCACCGGCGAAAACCUCGCGCCCUGGAGGCCCAUAAAGGCCGGCGGCGUCCUCAUCCUGGGCCAGGAGCAGGAUGUGGUGGGCGGAAACUUCGACGCGACGCAGGCGUUCCUGGGCGAGAUGGCGCAGUUCAACGUGUGGGAUCGCGAGCUGCUGCCAGACGAAAUCAUGGAGCUGGCCACGUGCUCGCGCUCCUUUUCGGGGAAUGUCGUCGCCUGGACCGAGGACGCCAUCGACGUCCACGGAGGCCUCACCCACCACCCGUUCGGCCGCUGCUCCUCCGUGCUCUCCAACUUCUGACCCUACGACGACGACCUUUGACAAUGGCCCAUUGGUGAUGACCCUUGAUGAUGCCCUUUGAUGAUGACCUUUGAUAAUGACCCAUCACAUUGACCCUCGAUUAUGACCUUUGAUGAUGAUCAGCUCUGCUAAUAACCUUUGAUAAUGACCCCCGAUGAUGGCCUUUGGUAAUGACCUUUGAUGAUGACCUUUGAUGACGACCAAUCAGAAUCGUCAUUUAGACUGCACGAGGAAUCCGAUGAGAUGCAAAGCUCUUUUUGUCACAGAUGUCCAGUAGGAGAAUGACCUGUUGAUAAUGACCUUUGACCCUGACAAUCGACGUUCAUGGAGGCCCCCGGCCCGCUCGGACGCUGCUCCGCAAGGCUGUCCUAACCCUUAAUGCUGACCUUUCACGAUGACCUUUGAUGACCUUUUGACGAGCACCUCUUGAGCUGACGUUCGAUGGCCUCCACUGCUGAUCUCUGAUGCUCACCUCCAAAGUUGACCUUUGGCAUUCUUACUCUCGAUAACGCCCUCCGAUACCGACGAUGAACGCUAACCGGUAGAGCUGACCCUUGCGGGUAACCAUUGACAACUUCGAUCGUGACCCACCACAAUAGGGCGCUGACCUCCUGAGCUCGACGCUGAGCCACGCGACCUUAACAUCGAGUCCUCACCGUCGUCCCGACCUCCGCCCCCGGACUUGAACCCCGUGAGCCUGACCAUGCCCACCACUGCACCCGCCAUAAUUUUGACGCCGA